AUGAUGAGGGCAACCCUUGAGUCGAAUAGGAGGAUCUGAAAAAGAGAUGAAGUUGAAAACAAUGCUGAGUAUCAGAAAUCACAUCUGAACUCUUUUUAUGAAUCAUUUAAAGAUAGUGUACGAAGAAAUUGUGAAAUGUUUGAAGUAAUGUUUAAAAAAAGGAUGCCUAAAAUAUAUGGAGUUGCUGCUACUGCCAGUAGAAUUUGUGAAGUGGUUUGGAAUGUGUGAUGAUAUGCUAUGGUCUGUUGAGCUGAGUUGGGGAGUUAUGUGGUGUGAUUUGAAGUUUUUGUUUUAUGAUUUGGAAUCGCUGAUGAAAAAUUAAGAGAAAUGCUGCAUCAGCAGCUCUAA
Molecule: messenger RNA, 348 nt
Organism: Blepharisma stoltei
Lineage: Eukaryota; Ciliophora; Heterotrichea; Heterotrichida; Blepharismidae
Source: the annotation of a GenBank genome assembly